Spea bombifrons (plains spadefoot toad) is the source of this 2389-nucleotide messenger RNA. RefSeq names its product transmembrane protein 260 (gene TMEM260). Bases 117 to 2267 code for a protein of 716 amino acids. The transcript has 17 exons. Lineage: Eukaryota; Metazoa; Chordata; Amphibia; Anura; Pelobatidae. The record is from RefSeq and is a predicted model, not a curated record.
AUGUGACCUACAGGAAGCAUGGAGAGUGGAGUCAUGUGACAGAAAGAGCUCUGUUAUUGUACUGAUGCUUGGUCUCGGUGUAGCAGGAAGGUCGACCUUGGUUAGUGUAACUCGCAAUGGCCACUGGAAAAACAAAGUCUAUGGAACCUGAUGUUACCUUCUGCAAAACAUCUGGCGAGCGAGCCAUCCACUCUCCUGGACUUUUCAGUCUCGCUGUAUUCACGUGUGUUUCUGCAGUAUAUCUUAAAACAUUGCAUCCAUCCGUACCUGGUGGGGACUCAGGGGAGCUGAUCACAGCCGCCUAUGAGCUUGGAGUUGCCCACCCUCCUGGUUACCCUCUGUUUACCUUGCUGGCCAAAUUGGUCAUGAUAUUUGUACCAUGGGGUAGUAUCGCCUACCGUGUGAAUCUUCUGUGUGGUCUUUUUGGAGCAAUUGCAUCAUCUCUCUUGUUUCACACAACAUCCAGGCUUUCUGGCUCAUAUGCGGCAGGAAUCCUUGCUUCAGGGUUGUUUUCAUUUUCCCGUCUAACAUGGCAGUGGUCCAUUGCAGCUGAGGUUUUUAGUCUCAACAAUAUGUUUGUGGCGCUUCUCAUGGCUCUCACCGUGGAGUUUGGAAAAGGGAAAAAUGCUAGGGAAAGAUCAAAGAUUUCGCAAAUUGGGGCCUUUGUGUCGGGACUCAGUCUGUGCAAUCAGCACACCGUUGUCCUAUAUGUUAUCUGCAUUGUUUUCUGGGUCCUUUUUCAUCAGUUCAAACGAAAGGAGUUGUCUUUGAGCUAUGUUUUGAAGUCGGGAACAUUCUUUCUCAUGGGCUUAGUACCGUAUUUUUACCUAAUUGUCUCGUCAAGGAUCAAUCAGGCUCGAUGGACUUGGGGAGACCAGACGACGAUUCAAGGAUUCUUUACUCAUUUACUUCGAGAGGAAUAUGGAACGUUCAGUCUGGCAAAAUCCGAAACAGGACCCAAUAUGGCUGAAAUGUUAAUUUUUCAAAUAAAUCAUAUGGCUACAGAAAUUUCUCUGCUGGCGCAGGGUCUUGCCAUCCUUGCCCUGUUGCUUUGCUUUGUAUCAAGCGACUCCAGUGUUUCCGUGGUUUGCUUAUUCACCAAAAUGUUACUUUGUUAUUCAUUAUUCUUUGCCUGGAGGGCAAAUUUGGAUAUCACCAAACCACUUUUCCUGGGUGUGGUGGAGAGAUUUUGGAUGCAAAGCAACAUUGUCGUUUGUGUUUUGGCUGGCCUUGGGCUUUCCUUGUUGACUGGCUCUUUGAAAACCAAAACCAACUACAGUCAACUGGUCCAUUACUUAGAAUGGAUUUUUACUAUUGCAGUCACUGCUUUGCACAUUAGUGCUAAUUACAGAUAUUGUGAUCAAAGCAACAAUUAUGUGGUUGAUAACUUUGCAAGGAAUAUUUUGUCUUCGUUGCCAAAUAACACACUGCUUUUGCUGAGGGGCGAUCUGCCGGGCAAUUCAUUGCGAUAUCUUCACUAUUGCGAAGGACUCCGUCCUGACAUAGCCCUAGUGGACCAAGAGAUGAUGACAUAUGAUUGGUAUUUACCAAAGAUUGCAAAGCAUAUACCAAAUGUCUAUUUCCCUGGGAACCGAUGGAAUCCAGUAGAAACAAAACUUCCAGGUGGAACAGUCACAUUUAACCUUCAGCACUUUCUCAAAGUAAAUGAACAUAGGGAGACGUUUGUUUGCAUAGGAUUACAUGAAGGAGAUCAAACCUGGAAAAGGAGCCAUACGCUGUGGCCUUGGGGAUCUUGUGAGAAACUUGUCCCCAAAAACAUUGUUUUCGAUGCUGAAGAAUGGAUCCGCCUUACUGGAAAUUUGUAUAACUGGACAGAGAAACAUGGCAGUUUUGACCCUUCAACCUGGGAAGCUGUGGCAAAUGAUGAGAUGUGGGAAGCAAGAACUAAAACAGCGUUCUUUAUCUUUGAACUUGCCGAAACAGUCCAAGUGUCUCCACCUGUCAGAGAUCAGCUGUAUUUCUAUGCUUAUAAGUUAUACAAAGAUGUUAUAAAUACUUAUGAUAAUCAUCCAGUAAACUGGCACAAAAACUAUGCCAUUGCUUGUGAACGAAUGUUACGCCAACAAAGAACAGACAUUGAUAUUGAAAUUCUUCUAAUUGAGACAAUCAAACACUUUGGCAAAUACAGUAGAAAAGCGAAGGAAGACAAUCAGAGGGAGGCGAUAAUUCAGGCAGUGAAAUACCUGAAAGAUGAAUUACUCCGACUAAGAGAAAUUAAAAGAAGUGCAAAAGACAACAAUGCUUAAUGGUAUAUAUUUUUUUCUUCUUUUGAAGCACAAGGUCCAUAUCUGUGAAGCUAUGAAUUGUCCAAAAUCCUUAAAGCCAAUUAUUGGCUCAGGUGUUUUGCCAAAAUAUCGCAUGAAAGACA